GGAGCCGCGAUGGAGGGCGCUUUGACUGUCCGCCAGGUAAUAAAUGAAGGGGAGUCAAGCUUUGCCACUGAGCCACAGGAAGAGUUAGAGGAGACUCCCAGUCCAGUUGUGGAUGAGAAUAAUAUAGUUUCAGCAAAAAAACAGGGGCCAAAUUUACAUAACUGGAGUAGUGACUGGAGCUUUUGGAUUAUGCUUGUGCUCUUCAGAGGGACAUUUUGCUUCAGGGACGUCUCUAUCUUUCAGAAAACUGGCUGUGUUUCUAUAGCAACAUCUUCAGAUGGGAAACUACAAUUUGUAUUGCGUUAAAGAACAUAACCUUCAUGACUAAGGAGAAAACUGCUCGACUCAUCCCAAAUGCUAUCCAGAUUGUUACAGAGGGU
Leptonychotes weddellii (Weddell seal) is the source of this 380-nucleotide messenger RNA. The record is from RefSeq and is a predicted model, not a curated record. Lineage: Eukaryota; Metazoa; Chordata; Mammalia; Carnivora; Phocidae.